AUGAGGGUCUACAUCGAUGCCAGAGUUAGGCAGUUCCUCGAUGAGACCGAGAAAGGAGUGACCCACUGUGGUCGUUCGGCCAGGCCAGCUUCCUCUGUCGUCCUUCAGUCUCCAAAGUCUUGUUCUUCCCUUGUCGAUCUGCUGAUUAUGCUAGACACCUCUACACCUCCAGAUAUCUUCUAUCAAGAGAAGCAACUGGCAAUCGAUCUCUUCAAAGCACUUCCAGCCCAUAGACGUCUCGCUAUUUCCAUAAUACCAUUUGCGAAGAACUCAAGCAUCGUGCUGCCACUUGGGCUCAUGCCAAAAGACGAGGUCGUCUUCGAAUUGGAACGUGUCGCCAACGCUAGCGGACCGGCCAGUCUAGGAAGAGCGGCAAUCUCGACCAUUGCGGAAAUAAAAUCGCACCGCAGGAAAGGCUCCCGUGUUCUCGUCAUCAUUGUGUCAAACGGAAAUGGUGGCGAAGAGAAAUGGAGAAAUGUUCAGAAGUCGGCAGCCUCUCUUCGCUCGUCUGGUGCCGAGGUGUAUGCUGUUGCGCUAACUGAGACGGCAAAUUUUGAGAAGCUGAAAGCUUACACGGGUUCCGAGAGUAAUCUUUACCUGGCUGAAAAAUCCGACAAAUUCAUU
Ostertagia ostertagi is the source of this 624-nucleotide messenger RNA. The record is from the annotation of a GenBank genome assembly. Lineage: Eukaryota; Metazoa; Nematoda; Chromadorea; Rhabditida; Trichostrongylidae.